Molecule: messenger RNA, 679 nt
Organism: Helianthus annuus (common sunflower)
Lineage: Eukaryota; Viridiplantae; Streptophyta; Magnoliopsida; Asterales; Asteraceae
Product: dCTP pyrophosphatase 1
Exons: 2
Coding region: 100-543 (147 amino acids)
Biological process (GO): nucleoside triphosphate catabolic process
Molecular function (GO): nucleoside triphosphate diphosphatase activity
Source: RefSeq, a predicted model, not a curated record
AGAGACUUCCUCGUAAACCAUAGUCACCUUUUCUUCCUCCCCCUCUCCCUCUCCGGCGGCGGAACCACCGAACUGACCACCCCAACGGCGGCCGGAGUUAUGUCUACUCCGGCAGAUACACAGGAUGACGUCAGCCUCUCCGAAUUGAAGAACAAAAUGGCCGAUUUCGCACAGGAACGAGACUGGGAUCAGUUUCACAGUCCUAGAAAUCUCCUUCUCGCACUGGUAGGAGAAGUAGGAGAAUUAUCGGAGAUAUUUCAAUGGAAAGGUGAGGUACCAAGAGGACUUCCGGGUUGGGAAGAUAAAGAAAAGCAACACCUUGGAGAAGAAUUAUCAGAUGUGUUGCUAUACUUAGUACGAUUAUCUGAUAUAUGUGGUGUUGAUCUUGGUAAAGCUGUACUUAGAAAACUGGAAAUUAACGCGACUAAGUACCCGGUUAAGCUAUGCAAGGGGUCAUCAAAAAAGCACAAUCAAAUAAUAAACAACAGUGACACUAGCAGCAGCAACAUCAAGGAUGAUGGUGUCUCUCAUGAUGGUGUUUGAUCUUUUUUAACCUUUUAUCUAAUGUUUUUGACCUUUGACCCAAUGUGGGUAAUCAUUUCCUCCAAGUCCUUUUGAUAUGCUACAUUUUCAAGUAUGGUCUAUGAUAUAAUACCUUGAUCUAAGAUGUUCUUGGUUU